Medioppia subpectinata is the source of this 1197-nucleotide messenger RNA. NCBI's taxonomy places the organism in Eukaryota, Metazoa, Arthropoda, Arachnida, Sarcoptiformes, Oppiidae. The record is from the annotation of a GenBank genome assembly.
AUGAAUGCACUCAUGAGUGAGUUGUCGACAAUACAAGAGACGGCAAACGCAUCUCACAUGAAAGAAGUGGUUGUCUUUAAGAGGAAUACAACUAAUGGCAGCCAAUCAUUCAAAGCACUCGUUGUCUUAAGAAGUGAUAACAAAGUGUCCCAAACAGCAGACAUCGCGAGUCACACCACGACUGACGGCAAGCGUCCAAAGCGGCGGACAAAGUGGUCGACAACUCCGAGAAGUAGUUCAUCAGAAGCGGAUCCAAUCGAUGAUGACGUAAAUAAAGACAGCGAUUGGUCGGCCGAGAAAAAUGUCAACAAUAAUAAUGACCAGAAAAACGGGCCGAAGAGACGAAGAAUAGCGCAGAGGAAGCGCACGAAGGAGUGUCUAAGUAGUGACGACUCGGGCAGCGAUUUGCCGGUCGAGAGGAUUGGCCGCCAUUCGUGUCCCGUCGAGGGUUGCGCUAAGAUAUUGACGACUCCAUUGCGGCUCAAAUGGCACGUCAGGAAUCACGUGCGCGGAAAGACAUACAAAUGCGAGUACGAGGGCUGCGAUCGGGCCUUUCGGGACUCGUCCGGACUUCGCAGCCAUAAGAAGUGUCGCCACGAGAGCCCCAAAAUGCGGUGGCAUUCAAACCAACAGUACUUCGACGCCAACACUCAGACCUACAUCUGUCCGCACGCGGAAUGCGGCCUCACUUUUGCCGUCCGCACAAAACUGGGUCUCCAUCUGAUGGCCCGCCACUCGGGCCGUGUCUUUGCGUGCGAUCACGUGGGCUGCGACCGUGUGUUCAAAUCGAGCGACGGUCUUAACGACCAUAAGCUGAUUCACUGUCCGAAACGGUGCGAUCGGGACGGCUGUACCGAAGUGUUCAGCUCCGCGUGGGCUCUGCAAAAGCAUCGACGCGCCCAACACUCGGCCACUGGUGCCGAACCGGUGAUACCGUGCGAAUGGCCCGGUUGUGACUAUAGGGGCACCAAAUACAAUGUGCGCCGACACCGGUCCCUACACACGGCUGACCGGCCGUACGCCUGCGAGUGGCCGCACUGUGACAGUCGGUUCCGCUUCUCGUACUCUUUGGCCGACCACAUGAACGUUCACACCAACGCCCGGCCCCACGCGUGCCAUUGGCCCGGAUGUACGCUUCGGUUCAACCGCACCUCUAAUCUUCAGCGCCAUAUCAAACGGAUCCACGAAAGGAAAUGA